This is a messenger RNA of Carassius auratus (goldfish), 1219 nucleotides long. RefSeq names its product C-type mannose receptor 2-like. NCBI's taxonomy places the organism in Eukaryota, Metazoa, Chordata, Actinopteri, Cypriniformes, Cyprinidae. The transcript has 4 exons. The record is from RefSeq and is a predicted model, not a curated record. Bases 1 to 1116 code for a protein of 371 amino acids.
AUGGAUCAAACUCUGUAUUUCUCUCUUCUUCUCAUUGCUCUCUGCUCCGUAUCUGAAUGUGUUCAGCGUCAGUAUCACUUUAUAAAUGAGAGGAAGACCUGGACUGAAGCUCAGAGAUACUGCAGAGAGAAUUACACAGAUCUGGCCACCGCUGACAACAUGAACGACACGAACAAGCUGAAGAAGAGUGUGAAUGAUGGAAGUAUUCAGUUUGUCUGGAUUGGGCUGGAGAGGCCAAGUUUUAAUAAAUGGCACUGGUCUUCAGGUGAACCUGCGCUUUAUCUGAACUGGGCUCCUGGACAACCAGAUAACAGUCUUUGUGCUGCGAUGUUAAAUGGACAAUGGCAUGAUUUGGAAUGUAGUGAUACCCGAUAUUUCAUUUGCAACAACACAAACACAGGACUUGUCUUUGUCAAUCAGACGAUGAACUGGAGAGAUGCUCAGAGUUACUGCAGACAGAAUCACAUUGAUCUGGUCAGUGUGAGGAACCAGAACGAGAAUCAACAGAUUCAGCAGUUCAUUAGUGACAGACAGUUAUCAGGAUCAGGAUCAUUUAUCUGGAUCGGUCUGUUCAGUGACUCAUGGCAGUGGUCAGAUCAGAGUGACUCUUCAUUCAGAGACUGGGAUCCUACUCAACCUAAUAAUUGGGGAGGUAAUGAAAACUGUGCAGUGAUUGAACAUCCCCCUCAUGGAAAAUGGCAUGACAUCUCUUGCACCGAUCAAUAUCCUUUUGUGUGUUAUGAAGAUCCUGAACUGAUUGUGAUCAGAGAGAAUGUGACGUGGUCUGACGCUCUGAGAUACUGCAGACAGAAUCAUGUGGAUCUGGUCUCGGUUCAUUCAGAAGAGAUGCAGCGUCGUGUGAUGAACGUGGUUAAACAUGCGUCUACUGCGGAGGUCUGGUUGGGUUUACGUCACUCCUGCACUGUGGGCAUCUGGUACUGGGUGAGUGGAGAUACCGUGUGCUAUCAGAACUGGGCUCCAGGGAACGGCACAUCAGAGGAGGACUGUGAACACACAGUGAGAUCUGGAGCAGUUCAGUCUGGAGGAGAUCAGCGCUGGAUCAGCCUUCCUGAGACUCACAAACUCAACUUCAUCUGCAGAACUUAUGAAGAGUGAAAGGAAACACAGAACUUUCAUGUGAGAUAUAAAAUCCUGUGUGUUGCUUUAACUUCAUUAAUCACUUUGUAAAGCAAUACUUGUACAUAUAAUAUUUUCUAAC